CAACCAGAAGACAGCUGACCAGCCAUGCUUUCAGUUUGUUAGCAACAUUUAUAAUUCUAUGCUUAUAGUUUUAAUUGUUUGAUAUAAUUUGAUGUUUUAUGCACACUGAAAAUUAAUGCUGUUUAACCCCAUAUUCCUGGCUAAUUCAGAAUUGGAUCUACAAUUUAUAUGGAGUCAUCUGAUAGACUUCUGAUUUCAGAUUGCAGCUCCUGGCCAAAAAGGUCUCAAGAUUUGAAGAAACAUUUAUAGAAAAGGAAUACCUGACGCAUUAUGGAUUUAUAUGUCAGUAGCCUUAACUGAAAGAAGUCCCGCAUAGCAGAUUCAGUCUCAUUGGCAGAAUCAACUAUGCACCACCUUCUCAAACUUGUUUUGGAACAGAAAGAUCUUUCACGUGCUGGGGAACUCUUUUCUUUGGACGAUUCUGAAAUAGAAGGAUGCCUAUCCGAAGCCCUUGAGCAAAUCAAACUAAUUAGUUCAUCUCCUGACUACCAGACGAAUGACAAUGACCAAGCAGUUGUGGAGAUUUGUGUCACUCGAAUUACUUCAGCCAUCAGGGAGACAGAAUCCAUCGAGAAGCAUGGAAAAGCUCUAAUUGAUCUCUGGGAGUCAUGUUUAGAGCACAAUCUGAAACCCUUUUGUAAAGAUGAAGACACACCGCAUGCAAAGAUUGCCUCUGAUAUUAUGAGCUGCAUUUUGCAGAAUUAUAAUCGCCCUCCCAUCAUAGCGUUGGCUGUCCCAGUGGCAGUGAAGUUUCUCCAGAGAGGUAACAAAGAAUUGUGCAGGAAUUUAUCCAGUUAUCUCUCACUUGCCGCAAUCAGUAAAGCAGAGCUGCUUGCUGAACACACAGAAAGUAUUGUAAAAAGUAUCCUGCAAGGUAAGAAAUACCUAUACAGUACAUUUUGUAUACCACCUCUGGUCCCUAGGCUAUUUUGCCUCCAUUCCCAAACCUUAAGUCCGUUCCUUUGUUUGCACUGCAGGUCCCAAAGUUUAGUAGUGCAUGCUGGUCAUAUGAAGGACAUCCAUACAGACAGCAAAGGAGAAGAGGAGAAUGGAGAUGUUACAGCCAGCAUCUCUUUCACUGAUCUGUACUUGAGCCAAGAAACCGACAAAUUGCCUUCCAGUGCAAUCUCUGAAGAGUCCCAGCUGGAACAACCCUCACUUUCACGCCCAAGUAUCAAAUGUUCAGAACCAGAGAAUCUGCCAGAACCUGUUAAAGAAAACUGCCACGAAGAGAACCCAAAGAUCAUAAAGAAUCCCAUGGAGUAUCAAGAUAAGCUUUACUUUCACUUAAAAGAAAAUCUCUCUAAAGUGAAAGCAUAUGUCAUGGAGAUGGGGAAGAAAAUUCCAUUCCCAGACGAGUGUCUUAUAGAAGGGCUUGUUCCCAGAACCAUUGUCCAUGCAGAAUAAUUAUUUGCAAAUCCUGAAGAUCUUGUGGGGAAAAACCCAGCUUAAGGGAACACAUAGUUUUGAAACUGCAAUGGUGCAAUCUACAUUUCCACACAAGAAGGAUCUGGACCACGUACAAUCACACCUGGAAGAAGUGAGGUUCUUUGAUUUAUUCAGUUACAAUGAAGAAGCGGGGGCUUGGCAAUGUUUCAUGUGUAACAAUCCUGACAAGGCAACAGUUGUGAACCAAGAUGGCCAGCCACUGAUUGAAGGCAGGUUGAAGGAAAAGCAAAUCCGAUGGAAAUUCAUUAAAAAAUGGAAGACUCGCUAUUUUACACUUGCUGGCAAUCAACUUCUCUUUCACAAAGGAAAAUCUAAAGAUGAUCCAGAUGAUUGUCCCAUUGAACUGAGUAAAGUCCAGAGUGUCAAAGUGGUAGCCAAGAAACGCCGAGAUCGCAGUCUUCCUCGGGCCUUUGAAAUCUUCACGGACAAUAAGACGUAUGUCUUCAAGGCCAAAGAUGAAAAAAAUGCCGAGGAGUGGCUACAGUGCAUUAAUGUGGCAGUGGCACAAGCUAAAGAACGAGAAAGCAGAGAAGCAACCACAUAUUUGUAGCAACUAUAGAUUUGUUUAUGUUUUCCUGAAGAUCAUUUUCAGUCAUAGAUAACUACGUGGAGUAUCUCAAUGUUUGAAUUGCAAAAAAUAUUAUACAGGCUGUGUAAUGUGUUUUGCACUGAGAAAUGACAUCACUGAGAUCUUUCCCACGAUAUUCCAUCGUCAUGAUCUUUGGAUAUCUCAUACACUAGUUCUGUGUGUUCAUAGAGCUGAGACCAUCACAACCAGAAAUGCCUAUCCAGGGGAUGGUGCCCUGCUGAAGAGAAGGAAGAUGCGUACAUAAAUAUUUAACUAAUUGCAGUUAUUGAGAAGCAACUUAGGACUGAUUAACAAGUUGUUUUCAGUUCAUCUUGGCUGUACUUUUAGUGCAUGCUUAUGUCACAUUUCUUUGGAGUCACAUACAUGAAUUCCAGAUAUGACAGCUGCUCUAUUUUGUCCUGACUGACUCCCAUUUUUUGAGUAUCCAAAUCUGCCAUUGUAUGGUACUUUCCCUGAACCCCAGAUCAAGGCAGUUGGCUGGCCAUCAUUGGAUGGGACAAAGUUUAAAAGAAUCUUCCCACUCUGAGAUGAUAGGCCAUAGUUUGUAGGUUAAAGGUUCAGUGAUUUAGUGCUAGUCAUGAGUACAUUUUCAACAGAGGUAAAAAUAUGUUUGAGAUUAUGAAAGAAAUCAAACCUGACUAGUUCAUACUUUUUGCUAUUCCACCUGCCACUUAGCAGAUAUAUGAAUCCAUUCAAAUCAGUGUAAUUCAUACAUGACAACUGAAGCAUAUGGUUUCUUGAAUCUGUUCCCAUAUGUUAUAUUCUAAUUGUCUAGUUGCAAAUUAACCAUUUCUGGAGGGAGGCAUGAGUUGAAAAAAAUGCUGCCAUCGGUAAUGACUGUACAGCCUCAUGUUCAUUAAACAUACUUCCAAAUCUUAUCAAUUUUGACUUUAUGAAUUAUGAAUUGAAGUCUUUGUUAGUCCGUGUGAUCUCAGAAAUGUUAUGUCUGGAGUUAGUUCCUGUUGCAUUUAGAUAAGGAAAUCAGUUGAUAACAGUAGAAGAAAAAGCAUUGAUAAUAUAGGUUCAUACACAGAUGGCCUUAUCUGGAGAAACUCUUCACAGUCCAGAGAAACAUUUAUUUUAAUCAAGCAAAUGUUCUGAUCAUAUUAUAUUACAUAAAUGUUCAUCAUCAAUCCCCUUAAGAUAUAUAUAUAUAUAUAUAUUAAAAUGCAUGAUCUAAUAAAUUUGGGUUUUUUAUA
Thamnophis sirtalis is the source of this 3237-nucleotide messenger RNA. The record is from RefSeq and is a predicted model, not a curated record. Lineage: Eukaryota; Metazoa; Chordata; Lepidosauria; Squamata; Natricidae.